This is a messenger RNA of Ostreobium quekettii, 2145 nucleotides long. NCBI's taxonomy places the organism in Eukaryota, Viridiplantae, Chlorophyta, Ulvophyceae, Bryopsidales, Ostreobiaceae. The record is from the annotation of a GenBank genome assembly.
AUGCAGUCGGUUGGGCAGAGGUUUGCGCCAAUGGGAUCGGCGUCGCCGACGCGCAGUGCUGAGAAGAUGCUGGCGCGGGCGCUGGGGGUCUCGCGGAGGGCCGUGCGCAGGCACCCCGUGUGCGUCUCGGCGAAGAAACAGAGCCGCGACCUGGCCACGGAGCUCGUCAAGAAGCUCCCCGCCGCCUCCCUCGCGGCCCUCCUCGCCAGCGCGGGCCAAUUCAACGCCGCCAUCGCCGCAGAUUACGCCCCGCCUCAGACGGCAUCCGAGGUUGUCCAGCAGCAGCGCACGGCGGGUUCGCUGCGCACUUUCGAGGCGCCGUCGCCGGGGCCGGACUACAAGCUGCCGGAGGGUAACCAGUGGCGGUACUCGGAGUUCGUGGGGGCCGUGCAGGCGGGCAAGGUGGAGCGCGUGAGGUUCAGCAAGGACGGCACCGCGCUGCAGGCCACCGCCGUCGAUGGGCGAAGGGCUACUGUGGUGCUGCCCAACGACCCUGACCUUGUCGACAUCCUAGCCAAGAAUGGUGUCGACAUUUCAGUGGCCGAGGGCGAACAAGAAGGCAACUUUGUGGCGCUUCUGGGCAACCUGCUGUUUCCGCUGCUGGCCCUGGGCGGCCUCUUCCUGCUGUUCCGUGGGCGGGCUGGUGAGGGCGGCGGGCCGCUGGGCCCAGGAAACCCGAUGGACUUUGGCCGAUCGAAGUCCAAGUUCCAGGAGACUCCAGAGACAGGCGUUAAGUUUGCUGAUGUUGCGGGUGUCGAUGGUGCCAAGCUUGAGCUGCAGGAGGUUGUAGACUUCUUAAAGAAUCCGGAUAAGUACACAGACCUGGGGGCAAAGAUCCCCAAGGGCGUGCUGCUGGUUGGACCCCCUGGGACCGGUAAAACCCUUCUGGCCAAGGCUGUGGCUGGUGAGGCUGGCGUGCCUUUCUUCUCGUGUGCGGCAUCUGAGUUCGUGGAGCUCUUCGUGGGCGUUGGUGCCUCUCGAGUGAGGGACCUCUUUGACAAGGCUAAGGAGAAGGCCCCUUGCAUCGUGUUCAUCGAUGAGAUCGACGCUGUUGGCCGCCAGCGAGGAGCUGGCCUCGGCGGUGGCAAUGAUGAGCGUGAACAGACGAUCAACCAGCUGCUCACAGAGAUGGAUGGCUUUGAGGGCAACACUGGUGUCAUCGUGCUGAGCGCCACCAAUAGGCCGGAUGUCCUGGACCAGGCGUUGCUUCGGCCAGGCCGCUUUGACAGGCAGGUCACAGUGGACCGGCCUGACCUUAAUGGUCGCAAGGCAAUCCUGAAGGUGCAUUCAAAGGGCAAGACUCUUGGCAAGGACGUUGACCUUGAGAAGGUGUCGCGUCGCACCCCAGGCUUCACAGGCGCCGACCUGCAGAACCUGAUGAACGAGGCGGCGAUCCUGGCAGCUCGCCGGGAGCUGAAGGAGAUCUCCAAAGAGGAGAUCGCCGAUGCCCUGGAGCGCAUCAUCGCUGGACCUGAGAAGAAGACGACCGUUUUCUCCGAUGCUAAGAAAAAGCUCAUCGCCUAUCACGAGGCUGGACAUGCAUUGGUGGGAGCAUUGAUGCCUGAGUACGACCCUGUUACCAAAAUCUCCAUCGUGCCCCGUGGCAAUGCUGGCGGCUUGACCUUCUUCGCCCCAAGUGAGGAGCGCCUGGAGAGUGGCCUGUACACCCGAACCUACCUCGAGAACCAGAUGGCAGUGGCGCUCGGUGGACGCAUUGCUGAGGAGCUCAUCUUCGGGGAGGAGGACAUCACCACUGGCGCGUCGAAUGACUUCCAGCAAGUCACCCGCAUUGCUAGGACGAUGGUUUCCCAGCUUGGCUUCAGUGACAAGCUGGGACAGAUCGCCUGGUCCGGCGGCAGUGGCCCCACGUUUCUGGGCCAGCAGAUGGCGCAGCCAGGGGAGUUCUCCAUGACGACCUCCAACAUCAUCGACACAGAGGUGAAGGAGUUCGUGGAGCGGGCCUACAGGAGGGCCAAGGAUUUGAUUCAGACCAACAUCGACAUCCUGCACAAGACGGCAGAGGUGUUGAUGGAGAAGGAGACGAUCGACGGGGAUGAGUUCGAGCAGAUCAUUAUGGAGUCCCAAGCAAAGCAAUACCUCAAGAAAGAUGCCCCUACCGUGACCAUUCCCUACCAGCGGGCCUAG